Paracoccidioides brasiliensis Pb18 is the source of this 963-nucleotide messenger RNA. RefSeq lists its product as uncharacterized. The coding region runs from base 1 to 963 and encodes 320 amino acids. The record is from RefSeq and is a predicted model, not a curated record. The transcript has 6 exons.
AUGAAAGAAGGAGUAAGAGUAACAGAAGAAAGUGAGCUGAGUAGUCACUGCGCCCUCCAUGUUCGCUUCUUCCACGCUCAACAUUUAGCCGGGAGUGCCUUCGACGGUCGUGGCAGUUUUGGCCAGUUUAACCUCCGCCUUGCGUCUGCGAACAAGCCAUUCUCCGUUCUCUUCGCUACCUCUCUCUGUCCUCCCUUCCGCACCAAGGUCUCAACUCUAGACGCCAGACAAUGCACCGGCCCCAAAUGUCAACACGGCUACCAUCUCCUUAAUCAGGGAGUUUUGAGGGCUUCAUCCCCAAAUCAGCGCCAGAACCGAUUUGGGCUCGCAAAAGUUGGAUAUGGCCAUCUCUACAAGACCAAGGAUGACACAGAGGUCAAGGUCCCUCUGACCAAAACGACCGCGACGGUCAUGGUGAAGGAAGACAAGAGCUUCCAGAAUGCUAUCACCUUGUCAACUAGGGCUGCUUCCUCCACCUUGAUCAAACGGCUCAACAAGGGUGAAAACCCAAACGUAGCAAUUGCUCAAGAGUUCCCAAAGUGGAGAAAGGUUGUUGGUAGAGUAUUGGUAGGCAAUUUUGAAGAGUACCUAGGUGACGAUCUCUCCCUUUGGAAUAAGAUAUUGGACCUGAAAGAACACGUCUGGGAGAUUGAUGGCAUCUCAAGUCUUUUAUCUUCCCUACACUCUCAACUCGCCAUACCUGACCCGAUCAUCCUGAUGCUUGCCGCAAGUUUUUUCUUCGUUACCAUUUUGCGACAGAACUCGCCCUUUGGAUUCGCCUCUCCGGACUGCUUUUCUGGGGCUUUUCUUGGGCCCAUUGCGGUUUUAUCGGAUCCAAUGGUGUCAAUGAGCAUUUCCUUCUCGACAUUUUUGCCCGUCUUCGGUAUUUCGGCUCACGAGAAAUUGAGUGUGAGCAUUGUGGAUCAGUACCAUUGCACGUUCAGUCCGGACUCCAGUGAUUAA